UAGCAAUGAAUACGACUUAUAUAGAUUCAGAAUUCUGGAAAAAUAAUUAUACUAAUUGCAAUGACUGUAGUUGUUGUUUGAGAGCUAGUGGUGUUGGUGCAAUCAUCAUCGUUGGAUCCAUAUUCCUGGCGUGUAUCGUUUGCUCACUAAUUGUGGUAGCAUUCAUAAAACGUAACAAAUGUAGUAGAGCCAUAAGCUUAAACCAAACCAAUCGUCAACCAAGUAGGAGGUGUGAGGGCAGGGAGCCACAGAAAACAGGAACUGGCACCACUACAAUACACGGUGACGUUACAGAAAACGUCUACGAUGUUUGUAUUAUUGAAAGCGAAGAACAAGAAUUACGCUCAGAUAACAUCACCCACAAACCAACAACAUAUUACAAGAGAUGUAUUGCAAAGGCGGAAUUAUGGAGUAAACAAACAUGUUUAGAGAAUUUUGAUCAGAAAUCACUUUCUUAUCCAUUUUUUCGUGCCGGCAUCUUUGACAAACAUGGCGGAGAGUUACAUUUUGAUGAAGCUGGAGUAGUGUUGUUGAUACCACCUGGUGCCAUCCAACAGUCGACACCUCAACUAAUUUACAUAUAUUUACAUCAUGAACAAAAUGAAAUUCUACCGUUACCGCCAAACAUGAUGGCGACGAGUCCAGUGGUGUUUUGUGGGCCAUCUGGAAUGGUGUUUGACCAAAGAGUUUUAUUAUCGUAUCAACAUUGUGCAAAUAUUAAGAAUAAUAACACGAAUUUGAUAACACUGCGCACCGAAACUGAGCCCGAUCAGUCGCCAAGUUUCCACAACUUAUCAGAACACAAUGAUUCGUUGACCCUUAUAAAAGGCAACACGGUGACGCUACUACUGUCUCAUUUUACUGGACACACUAGUGUUGUACAAUGUGAAGAAAAAAAAGAAACAGUACCUAUCAUACAAGAAAAAUGGUUAAAUUUAAUGUUGUUUUCUUCACAAAUAAAUGAUGAUGAUUACGAUUUACAACUUCGUCUAUAUUGCGCCAAUCAGACUAAAGAUGCCCGAUAUAUUGUGUUAGAAGAUGAACGUCUCUUGAAAGGUUCAUUGUGUGCACCUACCUUCCCAUUUCUUUUUGCAAGUGUUAGUGGUAUAAAUAUUCUCCUAAACUCCGAAGGAAGUUGGAAAGUACAUGGAGGAAAGACUAAACAGGUACUUGCAAAGAAAUGUAUAAUAGAGAAUUCUCAUACUCCAUGUGUGUAUCAUCUUGAACAUGAGAAAGAGAAUACCGUAACAAAAUUAACAGGUCAGAUGCAUGUUUCUCAAGAUGGACGAGAGGAAUUAUUUGGUAAAAUAAUUGAUGUCUUAGUGAAAAAACAGCAAAGAAUAAAUGAGAUGUAUGCUGAAGACCACACCACGGAGUCACACAGACUUGUGCGAAGAACUCUUCUACUGCCCUACCCUCUUCGCGAAUGUAUUCGAAAAAUGUUAGAUAUACAUAACCCCCUUGGAAACGACUGGAGACACCUAGCAUAUUGUCUAGGCUACGAUGACUGCAUUCACCAAUGGGAACAGCAACUUCGUCAGCGUCUGAUUAACAGUCCUACAAAUGAACUGUUGAAUGUAUGGGAAGCUAAGAGAUCAGGGAAUCCAACAACUGAUAUUGAAGAAUUAACAGCGAUGUUUAGAAGUAUGCAAAGAUUGGAUAUUGUCUCAGAAAUCGGUAAAUGGAACAUAAUCCAUGAAUCCAUACUGUAAGACCAAAGAGAAACAAGUAGCGUAUUCACACGAGUUUAUAACUCAUGGACUUUCGAAAAUGGUUUAAUUAGUUUUUAGGGCUUAUACUCAAAGUUUUAGGCCACAGCACCUUCUAUUGCUUGGCUAGUUACACACAUCAUCCCACGCUUCUAACACACUAGUAGCGCUUACAGGAGGCUACAUUUACUACGGUACCUGUUAAGCAAGUGGGUUUUCCCGAACUGUUCGGUUUAUCGGCCUGAUGUAUGGUUUAAUUUAAUAUUAGUUUGCAAUUUCAAAUUAUCACAAAACAGCCACACAACGAUGUAUUAAUUAGUAUUAAUUUUUCCUAUAAUUGUUUCAUUGUUUUAAAAAGAAUAAUUGUUUAAUUACUUUUUUAAAACGUUACACAAAUAUCUUGUAUAUAUUGUGAAUAGAAAUACUUUAUAUGCUUACACUAUGGAUUGGUGGAUUAAACUGCUCUAUACACAACUGUACUAAUAGGCCCAAGGGAUGGAGUUGUUUAUAGUCGUGAAAAAACACUAAAUUCACAAAGCUAUGAAUAAUUAUUACUGAUGUCAGCUCGACGCCUAAACACAAAACAAAAUGGUGAUACUGUAUUGAUUUGUUCUAACGUUGUUAAAAACAUAUUGCACUGUAACUUUUAUAUAGGCAGUGUUAGGCAGUGCUAAAAACAUAGAGUACAACGUUAUCGGCAAAAAUACUACAUGUACCAAGCUUUAUAGACUGGGAAAUAUCAUUUAUAAAAAGUAGAAAAAGUAUGGGACCUACUAUGCUCCCUGAGGUAAGCCCGUGUGUUUGGCAAAUGGUUUAGAUUUUUUUUGUUAAUACAAUAGACUAUGGAAACAAGCUCAUAGAGCUUAUAGGGUUAUCCUCUUGCUCUCAUUUUUGUGUAUUUAUGUACUUGAUUUUUUUGUUUUUAUGUUAUAAUAAUGAGGGGAAUAAAUAAUAAAAAAACAAAAGACAAUUUGUGUUCUCUCAUAUAAAUAGCUUUUAAACCAGUUUAUUUCCCUUUUUUGGAAGCCAUACUUUCUUAGUUUAAAUACUCAUACCUCGUGAUUAAUAGUAUCGAAACACUUAGAAAUGUCAAUAAAAUCGCGCCAACCUUUUCUGCAUCAUUUAAAAUUUCUAACCAAUUUUCCACGAGACUGUGUAAGCAGUGGACGGUGGAGUGGUUCUUAAGGAAUGUAAAUUGGUCGAUUUUAAUUUGAUCAUACUUAGUUACAAGUAAUUGUCGCUGAACUUCUUUCUCUACAAUUUUAGCGAUAUGGCAUAUGACAGAGAUAGGCAUAUAAUUGUUCAUUUUAUUUUUAUCCCCUGUCCUUUUAUAAAUACUCUAGGACUAGUACGUCCAAUUUUCAAAUCACUAGAGAUAAUACUGUUUGAAAGGGAACAAUUUAUAUUAUUGUACAAUAUGGUAGAGAUAAAUGGAGCAGAAAGCCUUAAAAGUUUGCUAUCAAAGGAUAAUGGAAUGACCCGUUCGAAGCACGAACUCCUGUAGACCAAACCCAGUACCGUUACGAAUUUUAAUCGUGCGGGAAAUCCAAAUCGGGGAAGUCGGACCUCUUGCAGUUUUUUACUCUUCGGUAAAAAGUUCUAAUCUACUGAGUUCCGAGGACUGCGCUAUGUAAUAUGACUCAGAUAUCUGCUAACUUUGACAACUAUGAGUUGAAAUAUGAAAUGUUUAUAUAUUAUCAAAGAACUUAAAUAGCAGAAGACUGUUCCGCGUAUUUGCAUUAAAAUUGAUGGAACAUCCGACCUC
Messenger RNA from Anneissia japonica, 3474 nucleotides. RefSeq names its product UNC5C-like protein. Gene Ontology annotation, biological process: netrin-activated signaling pathway. Gene Ontology annotation, molecular function: protein binding; netrin receptor activity. The coding region runs from base 6 to 1712 and encodes 568 amino acids. Gene Ontology annotation, cellular component: membrane. The record is from RefSeq and is a predicted model, not a curated record. The transcript is spliced from 5 exons. NCBI's taxonomy places the organism in Eukaryota, Metazoa, Echinodermata, Crinoidea, Comatulida, Comatulidae.